GGCUCUCAUGACAUCAGUGGUUGCUGUCUAUUAACCUCUGUGAUAGAAAAGGCAUUCUGGUAAACAUCUGCAGCAGAAAUCAUGAUUCAGACUCAUGGCUUCUUAGAACCUGGAGGAAUGAGGACUCUAGAUUCCCCGCUUCAAAUUUAGUUCCCUCACCACCAAAGAGCCAAACCCAGAAACAACAGAAAAGGUUUUGUUUCCUCUGAACUCUAUACCUUUACAGUUCAUCCAUGGCAUGUGCACUGGCCCUUCUGUGAGAGUAUAGACUCAGUAAGGUCCCUUGCGCUGUUCUCAUGUACAAAGAUCCAACCUAAGGAAGAAUGACUUUAGGAAAUGUCUCUUCAGUGAAAGAAUUUAUCCUGCUGGGCCUCACACAGAAGCCGGAGCUCCAGCUGCCUCUCUUCUUCCUCUUCUUGGGAAUCUAUGUGGUCUCUGUGGUGGGGAACCUGGGCUUGAUUGUUCUGAUUGUUUUGAGUCCUCACCUGCACACCGCCAUGUACUACUUUCUCUUCAACCUCUCCUUCACAGAUCUCUGCUACUCCUCUGUCAUAACCCCCAGAAUGCUGGUGGGUUUUGUGAAGCAGAACAUCAUCUCUCAUGCUGAGUGCAUGACUCAGCUCUUUUUCUUUGCCUUCUUUAUUAUUGAUGAAUGCUAUAUUUUGACAGCGAUGGCCUAUGACAGAUAUGCUGCCAUCUGUAAGCCCCUGCUUUACCAGGUCACCAUGUCCCAUCAGGUCUGCCACUUGAUGAUUGUGGCGGUGUAUGUAAUGGGGUUUGUUGGUGCCAUGGCCCAUACAGGUAGUGUUUUAAACAUGACCUUCUGUGAUGGCAACAUCAUCAAUCACUAUAUGUGUGAUGUACCACCUCUCAGGAAACUCUCCUGCACAAGCACCUCCAGCAAUGAGCUGGUGGUUUUCAUUUUUGUGGGUGUCAAUGUAAUAAUACCUACAUUGACUCUCUUUGUUUCUUACACCUUGAUCCUUUCCAACAUCCUCAGCAUCCAUUCUGCAGAAGGUCGCUCAAAAGCCUUCAGUACCUGUGGCUCCCAUGUAGCAGCUGUUUCUCUUUUCUUCGGAGCUGUAGCCUUCAUGUAUUUUAAGCCUUCUAGUGCACCUGUAGAUGAAGAGAAAAUCUCUACCAUUUUUUAUACCAUUGUGGGUCCAAUGCUGAAUCCUUUCAUCUACAGUAUAAGGAAUAAGGAUGUCCACAUUGCACUGAGAAAAGUUUUGAAGAGAAUUCUUUUACCUAAGUAGAAUGUGUACUUUUUAUGAAUGUAUUUGCUAAGAAAUAUGAUGUUUACGACUAGUGAGAAGACUGGAGAAGUAGUUCAUCGUUAGAACAUUUGUUUACAUUCCUAUGGCUCUGAGUUUUCCCCAAAAUUUUGUAAACUAAUAAUUUGAACAACUAAAAAACAAAUAUUUCAAAACAAUAUUUUGAAAAUAGUGUUGAAUCAAAAUUAUUUGAAACUAAAUUAAUUAUUGAGGAAAUUUCAGAAGUGAAAACAGUGAAUGAUGAUUAACCCAUUUUUUAAGGAAGAGAGAAUAGUUUACUGUAAUUUUCCAAAAUCAUAUUUAUCUUUCUCAGUAUUGAAGACUGAACAAGCAUAUUUGUGUAUCUAUCUAUCAGUACAGUUCUCUCUAUCCUUAGAAAUCAUGAAGAUUUAUCUAAAAACCACCAAAUAAUAUUGUACUUAGAAAUGUAAAAGUCAAGAAUUUUUUUACCUGUAUAUAUUUAUUUUAUUAUUUUUUAGUCUGUGUGUGGGGGCGUCAUAUCCUGACCCUUUUUCAUUCUUGGCAAGUAUCUGUCCACAUGGCUACAUCAUUUUUUAUUGGAUUUUUUAAACUUAUAUUUCAAAUGUUAUUCCCUUUCCUGAUUUCCCAGACAAAAGCCCCCUAUCCCAUCCCCCUCUCCUUCUUCUAUAAGGGUGUUCUCCCAUCCACCCUCCCGUUUCCACACCCUCCCCCAACAUCUCAAUUACUACUGUGGUUUGUUACAUUUACAAGUUUUAUGUGGCUAUCUCAGAGACAGUGUCUCACUUCUUCACUUAGUAAACCUCUGGUAUGAUUUAAAGGAGAUUUCAAUUUAAAGACUUUUUUGCUUCCCAUAAGCCUGAAGUCAGGAGAUGAUGUGAAUGCCCUUUCAAAUUUUGUCUAUUUCAUCAUCUUAAAGCAGUUUCAUUAAGAGGAAGUAAAAAGUCUAUUGUAAUUCUGCUGCACUGAAACAGUAACUUUCAUCAUUCAUGAUAAAGGGAACCUACACUAGGUUUUCCCCUCAUGGAAUUGAGGGCAUAUUUGUGAAUAUAGGGACUUGCUAUGUCUUCAUUGGAUAGAUUAUGACUGUAAGUUCACUAUGUGAUGGCGAACAUUAUAUUUUAAGUUUAACUCACUGUGUUCAAUAGAUUUAUGAAACAAAAUUUUCUCUAGACUGAAAGCUCCAUGGGCCCAAGUGUAGAUGGAAAGUUAAGGAAUGUUAAGAACUCCUUCUGCUCAGUUAUAAGGAAAGUGUUGUUUAUCACAACAACGGUCAAAAUGUCAACCACUGCUCCUGCUUCUGUAACCAAAGCUUGCUUGUUCAAAAUAACCAUGAAGUAUGCCAGACAUAUGUUUGCUAAAAGCUGUGAUUAUGCUGACACAUGGCUGCACUUAGACAAGGAUACAUGUGUGUAUAUCAACAGAAUGUAACCUCCUGACUGCAGGAUGUAUGUCUGCACAUAAAUGGAAUGUAAGCAUAUGUUUUAUUGCCAUUAUAAAGCCCUGUCUUACGUGGCUUGGCAUGACAUCAUGGAAAUGCCGAGUCCUAGGAAUUAGGACUCAGACAACAGCUGGAGCUACCAGUUUUUAUGACUUGUUUUGCAGUCCUGAAGGUUCUCACUCUGGGGAUAUAUAUAUACACACACAUAUGAGAAACCCAGUGCUUGGGGAAAAUCACCAGCAGUUUCUCCAUGCCAAGAAUGUGGAAAAGAAAUAUCUAUAUGUCUUCAUAUGUCUUUAACAGUGUAGUCUAGCACCCUGUCUGUAGCAUGCUUUUUGGUGGAAUUAAGGAAAGGCUGUGCCCAGAGUUAAUUUUCAAGUCAGAAGCUCAGUCUAGACACUGCUCACCCUCAUUGUUUAGUUCCAUAAGGACUCUUGGCCUGGGUACAGAGAAAUUGGGAUGCUCCUUACCUGAGGGAGCUGCAGCAAAAAUUGAGAUGAUACUUGGCUGCCUAGUAUAUGAAUGAAGGUGUCCCCUAAAUGUUUGUUUUGAUAUGAUUUCCACUGACUGAAUGAACUCUGUCUUUUUAAGCUUCUGUUUGAUCAACAUGUAUUCUUUUUAUGGUUUGCUCAUAAGUUUGUUGCAGUGUUGAAUAGUUUUUUUGUUGUGUUGCUUACUGCACUUGAGAAAAUUAAAACAAUGGGUCAAAUCUUUGAUUCAUCAAAC
Rattus norvegicus (Norway rat) is the source of this 3420-nucleotide messenger RNA. The record is from RefSeq and is a predicted model, not a curated record. Lineage: Eukaryota; Metazoa; Chordata; Mammalia; Rodentia; Muridae.